This is a messenger RNA of Pocillopora meandrina, 636 nucleotides long. NCBI's taxonomy places the organism in Eukaryota, Metazoa, Cnidaria, Anthozoa, Scleractinia, Pocilloporidae. The record is from the annotation of a GenBank genome assembly.
AUGUAUGUCAAGUGUGGAACGCAGACAAGAACUAGAUAUGUUAGUAUCUCCAGUUUGGUGGGAGCCGUAGGAGGAAAACUUUGCAAAUGCCUAAUUGGCAUGCAUGGUUUCACUGGUUGUGACAAUGUGAGUGCAUUCGCUGGAAGGGGAGAGAUAACAGCCCUACGACUUGUCAAGCAGCAGAAGUCCUACGAGGAAUUGUUUAAGCAGCUAGGGAUGGAAUGGGUUCUUUCGAAUAAGCUAUUUCAGAGCCUCCAAGAGUUUACAUGUAAGCUCUACUGCUCUCAACCAGGCACUGAUAACAUCAAUGAGAUGAGGUACAGGUUAUUCUGCGCCAAGAAGGGUAACAUCGACUCCACUCAGUUACCACCACAUGCUGACUGCUUGCUCAAGCAUGCUUCUCGAGAAAACUUCCAAGCAGUCAUUUGGAAGCGAAGUCUGCAACGCUGCCCUUUGACACCCACGCCCAGCGGUUCUGGCUGGCGGGAAGGCGGCGAUAACUUUGCCAUUGACUGGAUGAGCGUUGACCCAGCCCCUACAGCCGUGCUAGAGCUACUGUCCUGCUCAUGUGCAAGGUCCUGUCAACUUCCUACCUACUGUUGCCUAGAAAAUGGUUUGAAGUGCACCGAUGUGUGA